Messenger RNA from Stegodyphus dumicola, 1198 nucleotides. RefSeq names its product nudC domain-containing protein 3. The record is from RefSeq and is a predicted model, not a curated record. Gene Ontology annotation, biological process: protein folding. NCBI's taxonomy places the organism in Eukaryota, Metazoa, Arthropoda, Arachnida, Araneae, Eresidae. Gene Ontology annotation, cellular component: cytoplasm.
UUGUAAAAUAUUGUUGACAUAAUCGAGACUUAGCUCUCAUGAUUUUUGUAAACAAGUGUUUUGUUCCGCUUGUUAAUAAUGUCCUCGGAGAAAAAUUAUGAUGAUCUGUUGUAUCCUAUUCUUUCAAGUGAAGGGAAUAUCGUGGGUUUCUUUGACAGAGUUUUUGAUUUUUUAUAUCGAAGGACUGAUUUCUUCAGGCUCAAGAGCAGUGAAUCAUCGGAUUUAGGACUGCCGGAUGGAGAAGCUGAACAAAUAGUCAGAUGUGUAUUUUGCAAAUAUAUGGAACAAGCAGUACUACAGCAAAAAUCUGAAUCUCAGUAUAUGGAUAACCCAGUUCCUUUAGAUUAUGUUGCUGAAGAAACAGUUGUUACUACAUCUGAAAAUGAGAAGCAGAACUCGGCUGCUAUUGAAUCAAUAUCAAGUAAUAUGAAGGAAGAAAAGAAUGAAAAUAAAAGACUUGAUGACCAAUCUGAUCCCAAGAUACCCUUGAUGGAUCCAGAUUGCUAUAAUGGGGCUCAUUAUGAGGGGUACUCAUGGGCACAAACCUUGAGAGAUAUUGAUGUUCGAGUAAAAGUCCCUGCUAAUGUAACAUCUGCAAAGCAAGUGCAUGUAAACAUUCGACAAACAAGUUUAAGCACUGAAGCUCUGUCAAAUAAUGAAUGGAAUCAGCUGAAAGGUGGUGAUUUGACGUGGAAGGUUAAUGUUGAAGAAUCAACAUGGACUCUUGUACCUCGAGAACACAUCCAUAUUUGCUUACAGAAGAUUCAAGAGAGGUGGUGGGAUUCACUGUUUGUUGGGGAACCUAAAAUUGAUUUAAAAACAAUAGAUCCAUCGAUCGCUUAUGAAGAUUUGGACCAAGAUUCGCAAACCAAAAUUGAGCAACUUAUGUAUAAUGAACACCUAAAACGUUUAGGGAAGCCUACUAUACAACAGAAUAAAUUCCAGACUAUUUUAAAAGAAGCAUGGAAUCGAGAUGGAUCUCCUUUUAAAGGGCAUCCCUAUGAUCCUGGACUUGUGAACAUUCAAAAUGCAGACAAUAUGAUGUAAUUCUAUCCAAGAUGGAUGCAUAAAUUGCCAAAUUCUUCUUGAAAGUAUGAUAUCUCAUUUUAAUGUUUAUGCUUUGUACAUUUGUUAUGCAAAUUUGUAUUGUAAAUAAGAUUUUAAAUUUGUAAUAUUUAAUAAAGAUCUGAUGUUAUAA